Actinia tenebrosa (Australian red waratah sea anemone) is the source of this 1303-nucleotide messenger RNA. RefSeq names its product LIM and senescent cell antigen-like-containing domain protein 1. Gene Ontology annotation, biological process: cell-cell adhesion; cell-cell junction organization; positive regulation of integrin-mediated signaling pathway. The record is from RefSeq and is a predicted model, not a curated record. NCBI's taxonomy places the organism in Eukaryota, Metazoa, Cnidaria, Anthozoa, Actiniaria, Actiniidae. Gene Ontology annotation, cellular component: cell-cell junction; cytoplasm; focal adhesion.
UCCUGUGGUAGUCUGAGGUAAGGAAGAAUUACUUUGGACGAAGUCGUUUGUUGACUCAGUUUGUCUUCAAAUCUGUUCGCUUCUUCUCGCUUGCUCGAUGCCUGUCCAAGAAAUAAUGUCGGGACGGUCAAAUAUUGGCCUUAGUACAGCGAUUUGUGCUGUUUGUCAUGAAGGAUUUGGCGUAGACGAGCGAAUGGUCAACUCAAAUGGACAAAUCCUUCACGAAAGAUGCUUCGUUUGUGUUCAGUGUUUUCAGCCAUUUCCUGAUGGUUUAUUCUAUGAGUAUGAUGGAAGACGUUUCUGUGAGCAUGAUUUUCAGACCCUCUUUGCCCCAUGCUGCAAGCAGUGCCGUAAGUUUGUGAUUGGUCGUGUGAUCAAGGCCAUGCAAGCCAAUUGGCAUCCAAAUUGUUUUCUAUGUGAAAUAUGUGGUGCUGGUCUUGCUGACUCUGGUUUUGUAAAGAAUGCCGGAAGGGCAUUGUGCAAGAAGUGUAAUGCUGAUGAGAAGACUAAGAAAACUGGUCGGUAUGUGUGCAGGAAAUGCCACACUUAUAUCCCCGAGGGAGAACAUAUAAUGUACAUGGGGGAGCCUGUUCAUCCUUGGCAUUACAACUGCUUCUGUUGUGGCAAGGAACUUGAUCAUCUUUGCCGUAAGAAAGAUACUGAAUUGUACUGCCUUCGUUGCCAUGACAUGAUGGGAACGCCUAUUUGUGGAGCAUGCAGACGUCCUGUUGAAGAUCGUGUGGUUCAUGCUCUUGGAAAAGCCUGGCAUGUCGAGCAUUUCGUGUGCGCAAAAUGCGAAAAACCAUUCUAUGGUCACCGUUACUACGAGCGCAAAGGUCUGGCGUACUGUGAAACACACUUCAAUGAGUUGUACGGUGACAUCUGUUUUGAAUGCAACAAAGCUAUCAGUGGUGAUGUUGUGAAUGCCCUGAACAAGUGCUGGUGUGUGCAGCAUUUUACCUGCAUUGGGUGCAGCAUACCGCUCACUUUAAAGAGUAAAUUUCACGAGUUUGACAAUCAGCCGCUCUGCAAGAAAUGUUACGAGAAAAUGCCUAUGGAAUUGAAAAAGAGGUUGAAGAGAGCAGAACAGCAAACCAGUCCCACCAAGAGAGCUUAAAAUUCUUGCAUAUAUAAUAAAUUUAUAAAUCUGUAUUUUGUUAUUUCUAUAAGUAUUUUUAUACCAACUAUGUAAUAGAAUUUGAAUUAAGAAUAGUAACAGAGUGCUUGUACCUUUUCUUGACAACCAAUAAAUGAGUGGUUGUGUAAUCAGCAGUGAAAAAUCAUUAAUAAUUGAUUAAAUAGA